AUGGGUUCUGGUGCAAACAUUCAUAUACCCCCUGUUGCCCCCCCAGAACCAGGUCCUCUCUACUCAGAUUUCUUCCAACAACAGAUUGCAAAGCAACGAAACAACAACUAUCACUCGACUUCACUAAGAACAAUGGUUGCUACAUCUGUUAAUCGUACUGCCCUGCACCCUGGUGGUGUUCAGCCUGGCAAGGGUCACACUGAACUUGAAGAAGAACUUCACGAACACGCCCACAUUGACUACGAGCGCGUUGCUAUUAUUGCCAACCCUUCAGUCGCUGCCCUCUAUGAAGAUGCUCUUGUCUACGAAACUGGUACCGCUAUCACAUCAAGCGGUGCUCUCACAGCCUACUCUGGCGCCAAAACUGGUCGCUCGCCUUCAGACAAGCGUGUCGUGAAGGAGGAGUCCUCAGAAAAGGACGUCUGGUGGGGACCCGUCAACAAGCCCAUGACCCCUGAUGUCUGGCGUAUUAACCGUGAGCGUGCUGUUGACUACCUCAACACCCGAAACCGCAUCUACGUUAUCGAUGGAUUCGCUGGCUGGGAUGAGCGCUACCGUAUCAGCGUCCGUGUUGUCUGCGCGCGCGCCUACCAUGCUCUCUUCAUGCGCAACAUGCUUAUCCGUCCCUCACCCGAGGAGCUCCAGCACUUCCACCCCGACUACGUGAUCUACAACGCCGGCUCUUUCCCCGCCAACCGCUUCACAGAGGGUAUGACCUCUGCUACCUCAGUCGCCAUCAACUUCGCCGAGAAGGAGAUGGUUAUCCUUGGUACUGAGUACGCUGGUGAGAUGAAGAAGGGUGUCUUCACCAUUCUCUUCUACGAGAUGCCCGUUAAGCACAACGUUUUGACUCUGCACUCCUCUGCCAACGAGGGUCAGGGCGGUGAUGUGACCGUGUUCUUCGGUCUGUCCGGAACUGGAAAGACUACUCUCUCCGCUGACCCCAAGCGUGCUCUGAUCGGUGACGAUGAGCACUGCUGGACCGACCGUGGUGUCUUCAACAUUGAGGGUGGCUGCUAUGCCAAGUGCAUCGGACUUUCCGCCGAAAAGGAACCCGAUAUUUUCAACGCCAUCCGUUUCGGUUCCGUUCUCGAGAACGUCGUUUUCGACCCCAUCAGCCGUGUUGUCAACUACGACGACUCCACCCUCACUGAGAACACCCGCUGCGCCUACCCCAUCGAGUACAUCGAGAACGCCAAGGUCCCCUGCUUGUCCGACAACCACCCCACAAACAUCAUCCUCCUCACCUGCGACGCUCGUGGUGUUCUCCCCCCCAUCUCCAAGCUCACCACUGAGCAAACCAUGUUCCACUUCAUCUCCGGUUAUACCUCCAAGAUGGCCGGUACUGAGGAUGGUGUAACAGAACCCCAAGCCACCUUCUCCUCCUGCUUCGCCCAGCCCUUCCUUGCCCUGCACCCCAUGCGCUACGCCCGCAUGCUUGCGGACAAGAUCUCCCAGCACAAGGCUAACGCCUGGCUCCUCAACACCGGUUGGGUCGGUGCUGGCGCCACCACUGGCGGCAAGCGUUGCCCUCUGAAGUACACCCGUGCCAUCCUCGACGCCAUCCACAACGGCGAGCUCGCCAAUGCCGAGUACGAGACCUAUGACGUCUUCAACCUCCACGUUCCCAAGAACUGCACUGGCGUCCCCGAUGAGCUGCUCAACCCCAAGAACAGCUGGACCGCCACAACCGGCUUCUCCGAUGAGGUCAACAAGCUCGGCAAGCUCUUCAACGAGAACUUCCAAAAGUACGCUGAUCAAGCCACCAAGGAAGUCAUCGAGGCCGGUCCUGUUGUCCAACAGUAG
This is a messenger RNA of Aspergillus puulaauensis, 1806 nucleotides long. RefSeq names its product phosphoenolpyruvate carboxykinase PCK1 (gene acuF). Gene Ontology annotation, biological process: gluconeogenesis. Gene Ontology annotation, cellular component: cytosol. The transcript is spliced from 4 exons. Gene Ontology annotation, molecular function: ATP binding; phosphoenolpyruvate carboxykinase (ATP) activity. NCBI's taxonomy places the organism in Eukaryota, Fungi, Ascomycota, Eurotiomycetes, Eurotiales, Aspergillaceae. The coding region runs from base 1 to 1806 and encodes 601 amino acids. The record is from RefSeq and is a predicted model, not a curated record.